UAUCUAUCUAUCUAUCUAUACUGUAAUAAUACUAUAGCCACUAGAAUACGCAAGGCCAGACAAAGUAAAGGCUCACACAAGCGACGUUAUGUAGGGGCUAAGAGUCUCUUACACCCAACAUUGGCUCAUUACAUAAAAAGAUGACAUUACUUCAUAUUGCUGGAGCUGACAAUACUGUGAUAGAUCCUCUUUCUCCUUCUGCCUCCAGACCCACCAUGAGGAUCCACACAUCUCCAGUUCUCCUUUUCGCUCUUCUCUGUGGAGCGAUACGGAGCGCCGCUUUCACAAUCUGUGCCUUCAACAUGCAGAGCUUUGGUGAUUCCAAGGCAGCCAAUGAGAGAAUCAUGACAACCUUGGUCAGGGUUCUGUCUCGCUACGAUGUGUGUCUGCUUCAGGAGGUGAGAGACGGUCGAGGGAAAGCAAUCCCUACCCUGCUGUCGCUGCUCAACAGUUAUGAUGAAGCCCAUCAGUACGCUUAUGUGGCCAGCGAGCGUUUGGGUAGAACCCCUAUUUACCAAGAGCAGUAUGUCUUUGUCUACAGAAAAGGUUCAGUAACUGUGAGGGACCAGUACCAGUACCCUGACAUACAAAAGGGUGAUGAGGAUGCUUUUGCUAGGGAGCCCUUUGUGCUCCGCUUGCUAGCGCCCCGCACAAUGAUUGGAGAGUUUGUCCUAAUUCCUCAGCACACGACCCCCUCCAACGCCACCAAAGAGAUUGAUGAGCUAUAUGAUGUCUUCCUAGAUGUUAAAAAGAAGUGGGGAAUUGAGGAUGUGAUGUUCCUUGGCGACUUCAACGCUGCAUGUGGAUACGUGGCAAAGAAAAACAGGAAGAACAUUAGGCUCAUGUCCGAGCCAGGAUUUGCUUGGCUGAUUGACGAUAAAGUUGAUACGACGGUCAAGGAUACCACUAACUGUGCCUAUGACCGUAUCGUUGUGCAUGGAGAACGGUUCCUGAGAGCCAUCGUACCUAAUUCUGCAAGACCCUUCGAUUUUGCUAAAGAUUUCCACCUGUCACAGGAGCAGGCGUUGCAGGUGAGUGACCACUAUCCCGUGGAAGUAAAGCUGAAGACGUUAAGCUCCUCGGGUCAGGAACAGACAUCCGUUGACUGGCGGCUCGUCAUCUCUCUGGCCGUAUUUGUCAUUUCUACCCCUUCACCCGACUGGGGGUGAAGAGUGACUGGAGCCUUUUUUUUUUUAGUUCAGACGAUGUGUGUGUGUGUGUGUAAAUUAUGAACAUGAAUGUAUUAUCUAGCUGGCACUGAUUAUAAAAAAAAUUAAUUUUCAGUUAUCAUUGGGUAAUUGCACAUUGUUACCAGGGGGAAAUGCAGUUUUAUUGAAGAGAUACAUCUCACUGAGGAACAGUAAGGCAUUUUUUUUUCAACCAACAAACUUUUUGUUGUGCUUACUUUUUUAACCAGUGUACUGUUUCACUUUAAGAUACAUCCAAGUUAAAACUGUGGGUCUUUAUUUUCAGUUUAGGUCUAUUUAUAACAGUACAACGCAUUAUACUGUCGACAUUGUCGGUUUUUCUGAUGCUUCCGUUACAGCUCUUCUAUAAUUCUGUUAAUGUCCUUGAAUUCAGUCCUUUAUCAUUUUCAAUCUAUUUCUGUAUUCAAGAAGCUAUUCUAGCAAAUUUGUUUUUAAUCCAAAGAUCAAGGUAUGCUUCAGUUUUGCACUUGAACACAGGCACAAUAUGAUGGCAAAUCAAAAUACCACUCAGAAGCUCAGGUUGUUUCUGUAUACUCUGUAUUAUGCAGUUUGCACACUUACCUUGAAUACAACUGAAUUGCAGCUACACUAUAAUUACCAUCUUUUUGAAGCUUUUGUUGAGAAAACGUUACAUGGGUACUAAAUCAGCUGAAUCACGUGGUAAUAUUA
Messenger RNA from Scleropages formosus (Asian bonytongue), 1877 nucleotides. It is a transcript of the gene dnase1l1, whose product is annotated as deoxyribonuclease I-like 1. Bases 141 to 1169 code for a protein of 342 amino acids. Gene Ontology annotation, biological process: DNA catabolic process. The record is from RefSeq and is a predicted model, not a curated record. Lineage: Eukaryota; Metazoa; Chordata; Actinopteri; Osteoglossiformes; Osteoglossidae. The transcript is spliced from 8 exons. Gene Ontology annotation, cellular component: nucleus. Gene Ontology annotation, molecular function: deoxyribonuclease I activity; DNA binding.